Nematocida major is the source of this 348-nucleotide messenger RNA. Its product is annotated as large subunit ribosomal protein L31e. Gene Ontology annotation, biological process: cytoplasmic translation. NCBI's taxonomy places the organism in Eukaryota, Fungi, Microsporidia. Bases 1 to 348 code for a protein of 115 amino acids. The record is from RefSeq and is a predicted model, not a curated record. Gene Ontology annotation, molecular function: structural constituent of ribosome. Gene Ontology annotation, cellular component: ribosome; cytosolic large ribosomal subunit. The transcript has a single exon.
AUGGCAGAUAUAACAUCAGAGAACAAAGUAAUAAUCCUCACUGUGAACUUGUGGAAGCUCGUCAAAGGGUGCUCCCAGAAGAGAUGGGCAGACUGCGCCGUUAGAAACAUGAAGAAACUCAUCCAGAAGCAGUUCAAGACGACCAUGGACGUUAAAAUAGACAUGGACCUCAACAAAGCCAUCUGGUCCCGAGGAAAGAAGCAGCUCCCCACAAGAAUAAGAAUAGAAGUAGGAAAGAGGCCCUCCUUCAAGGACAACGCAAAGACAGAGAUGUUCGUUAAACACGUGUUCGUCCCCACUUUCAAGGGCCUGCAGACAGAGAGCUUUAUCGCACAGAUGGACCAAUAA